Jatropha curcas is the source of this 1663-nucleotide messenger RNA. Its product is annotated as Saccharopine dehydrogenase. Lineage: Eukaryota; Viridiplantae; Streptophyta; Magnoliopsida; Malpighiales; Euphorbiaceae. The record is from RefSeq and is a predicted model, not a curated record.
AUUUCAGCAGAGAACCGCACCGUUUGAAAGAGAGACUAAACAGAGAAAUGGCGCGAGCUCUGUUUCACUUGAAGAGCGCAAGCGUGAUGGCUUGCGCUAAACAGAGCAAUCAUGAUAAUAGCAGAGUUCAACUUCUCGAGAAGAACCGGAACGCGAAGGUUUUGGUACUUGGAGGAACGGGUCGGGUUGGCGGGUCCACUGCCAUUGCUCUCUCCAAGCUCUGCCCUGACCUUCGAAUUGUGAUUGGUGGUCGAAACAGGGAAAAAGGAGCUGCCAUGGUGGCUAAACUGGGGAAGAAUUCCGAUUUCGUUGAAGUCAAUAUUGACAAUGUAGACUCACUAGAAGCGGCUUUAAGUGAUGUGGAUCUUGUGGUUCAUGCUGCAGGACCUUUUCAACAGGCAGAGAAAUGUAGUGUACUUGAAGCUGCCAUAGAGACCAAGACAGCAUAUGUUGAUGUUUGUGAUGACACAAACUAUGCACUACGUGCGAAAUCCUUCAAGGAUAGAGCUUUAGCUGCUGAUAUUCCUGCUAUAACAACUGGUGGAAUCUAUCCUGGAGUUAGCAAUGUGAUGGCUGCAGAGCUAGUUCGUGCUGCUAGAACUGAAAGCAAGGGGAAGCCAGACAGGCUGAGGUUCUAUUACUACACAGCAGGGACGGGUGGUGCUGGUCCAACCAUAUUAGCCACUAGUUUCUUGCUUCUUGGUGAGGAGGUUGUUGCAUAUAAUAAAGGAGAAAAAAUCAAAUUAAAGCCUUUUAGUGGAAUGCUCAACAUUGAUUUCGGAAAAGGGAUUGGAAAAAGAGAUGUUUAUCUGUUGAAUUUGCCAGAGGUACGAAGUGCUUACGAGGUUCUAGGAAUACCAACUGUCAGUGCUCGAUUUGGAACUGCACCAUUUUUCUGGAAUUGGGGAAUGGAAGUCAUGACAAAUCUUCUUCCCCCAGAAUUUCUAAGGGACAGAAGCAAAGUCCAAGAGUUGGUUCAAUUGUUCGACCCUCUAGUCCGAGCAGUUGAUGGGAUUGCUGGAGAGCGUGUAUCAAUGAGGGUUGAUUUGGAGUGUACUGAUGGCCGCAAUACAGUUGCCAUAUUUACUCACCAGAGACUCUCUGUAUCUGUAGGAAAUGCGACAGCUGCUUUUGUUCUUGCAGUACUUGAGGGAAGCACACAGCCCGGUGUCUGGUUUCCAGAAGAGCCUGAAGGAAUUAUAAUUGACGCGAGGGAAGUUCUUCUCCAACGGGCUGCAGAAGGAACAAUCAAUUUCGUAAUUAAUAAGCCACCUUGGAUGGUGGAAACAGAACCGAAAUUGCUUGGAUUAGGAAUAUAUGUGUGAGAAUUCUCUAAAACGUACCAAGUUACUUGAAGUUUUUCUUCGACUUCAUUGCUGGACUGGACAUGCUUAUAAGGUAAAAUUCCAGGAUAUAUUUGAUGCUUCUUUGUUCAAGUAAUUUGAGCAAGCUGACAUGUCAGUUUCAUGUAUUGUACAAAUCAGGGUCCCGAAAGGACAGAUUCACGAGUGUCCCAAUUACACUGUACAAAAGAGAUUGUUCCUUUGUGCUAAUUUAAUUGAAUUACUUACUCUCCUCUGUAUAAGCAAUUCCAAAUUUUCAGCCUCCUAAGUAAUUUGUUGAGUACAUUAUAAUUUUUGCCAUUUAAUCAUUUAUAUUGUAC